AUGUUAACGAAGUGGCUGUACAAAGACGUCUUCGCCGGUGUCGUUUCUGGAUACCAGGAGACUCGCACAUACCAAGCGACCCGCACAACUGUCAACAAACCCGCGGUCAAGAUAUACAAGCGGCACACAGACGUCCAGACUCUUUGCGAGCACACUCGCACGGUUGUCGCAAAGGCCCAGCGUGAUUACCCCAAGAGAAGCGUCCUUGCUGGACAAGAUUUCAAGUACACUUUCCGCUGCGAUAUGGAGAUUAGGAAAGGUACGCAACCGGGCAAGACCAUUGACGACGAGAGAAGUAAAGUCGUCUUGAACAUUGAGUUCAAGCAACCAUAUGUCAUACCAAUGGAAGCUUGGAUUCGGUCCGCACAACAAGGUGAUGGCGAAUUCGGCGCUGGCAAGAAGAUCCUCGGUGGCAAGAAGACCGCCGCUGGCACGAGAACCAUCGCUAUACCUGGUGCCGAUGAACAGCCAGUCAUCAUCGCCCAUGACUACACUGCCGGCAACUAUCAAAUCAAUGACCUUUCGAACCCGGAUGAGGAUGACGAGCAUGGCGGUGGAGCCGAUGAUGACGACGAAAUGCUUGUCGACGCAGAGCCCGACGCUCACCAACACCGAGAGGCGGCAGUCACCCGACCGCUGCGCUCCGGCAAGAAGAUGGACUGCAACGUUGAGAUAUGUUCUCAACAAAUCGGCCAGUACUGCAAGAUCCACAGAACUCGCCAUGGGGCGAUUGUUACGGGUGAGUACAUCGCCUUCGCCUACUUCAAGAACAUGCGCAUCAUGGAGACUGCGGCUCGCCAAAUGGAAGAAGGUCUCGGAAACGUCUGCGAGCUUUAUCUCGUUCCGGACAGCGGAGAGUAG
Messenger RNA from Colletotrichum fioriniae, 861 nucleotides. RefSeq lists its product as uncharacterized. The record is from RefSeq and is a predicted model, not a curated record. NCBI's taxonomy places the organism in Eukaryota, Fungi, Ascomycota, Sordariomycetes, Glomerellales, Glomerellaceae.